AUGUCAAAGGAAACAUUUGUGUUCACCUCUUCCACUCUGCGCUCUCUCCAUUUGCAACGGGAAAUGCUGGAACGAGAAGAUCGGCGGCGGGCGGCGUCUCGGCAGUAUGCAAGUCGGAGGUACCAGCUGGCUUCCCGGAGCCCCCUUUUGCUCCCCAAGCCCGCCCGCCGUGCCCAGUAUUGUCGAGAUCCUGCCGUUCACAACGCCCUCUACACAGGAGAUUUGCCAAGGGUCCAAAGUAUCUUUAAGGACGAAACGACGGCCAACAUGAUUGUGGAGACGCUCAGUGAGGAGCUGGUGUGGUCGGCAGAGCUAGGGUUGUGGGUGUUGAGCCCCCAGAAGAAGCAUACCUCCCCACUGAGUAUCACAGCUGCCAGGGGUUACCAAGACUGCGUGAAGCAUCUGCUGCUGCAAGGGGCUCAGGUGGAUGCCGUGGUUGGUGGGCGAGCCGCUCUUCACGAGAGCUGUGCCAACCACCAGGCAGAGUGCACCCGCCUGCUCCUCGGCUAUGGUGCCGAUCCGAACAUUCUUUCAGAGGAAGGCCUGGCUCCCCUGCACUUCUGCUCCACUCAAGAGACUUUGCCGUGUGCUCAGCUGCUCCUGGAGUAUGGGGCCUUGGUGAACCAGAACAUGAGAGAUCAUCGCGCUUCCCCAUUACACGUGGCUUCUAAGUGUGCCCUAGACGACCACGUGAAGCUCUACCUCUGCUACGGGGCUAAUGUUGCUCACCGAAACCGUGAGGGGGAGACCGCCCUGAAUGCAGCCUGUGCUAGCGCUGACAGACCCGAGGAUGCUGGCCGCUACUACCAAGUGGUGAAGCGCUUGUUGGAUGCCGGGGCCGACGUCCGGAUUGCCGGCCGGAAGAAUCAUACGCCACUGCACAAUGCUUGCAGCAACUGCCACGUCCGCAUGGUGGAGCUGCUGCUGCAGCAUGGGGCAGAAGUCAACGUGAGCAAUUGCGCCGGAUACACUCCUGUGGAUUGUGCUCUGCAAGCAGUGGAAGAUUACCUGGAAGGGGAGCCUGAGAAAGUCAUAGUGGCUCUGCUCGACCACGGGGCAGCUCCUAUCAGUCCUAAGAUGCUGAAGUUUUGUGCUUUGUCGCCUCGAGUUAUGGAAAUUGUUUUGAAUUCCUAUGACCGAAUCCUGUCCUGUGAUUCCUGGGUGGGAGCUGUGCCCCCUGAAGUAUGGCGGAAGCACCAACGGUUCUAUGUCUCAGUCCUCCGGCUGGUGAACCAGCCUCGCCUGCUGCAACAUCUGACCCGCUGUGCAGUUCGGAAGCAGUUGGGGGUGCGAUGCCACCUGGGCAUUGCUGAACUGAAGCUGCCCUCUUCCCUGAAAGAUUACCUGCAUCUCCCGCUGGAGGGCUGCCUCAAAUGA
Euleptes europaea (tarantolino) is the source of this 1377-nucleotide messenger RNA. RefSeq names its product ankyrin repeat and SOCS box containing 16 (gene ASB16). Gene Ontology annotation, biological process: intracellular signal transduction; negative regulation of delayed rectifier potassium channel activity; neuronal action potential. The record is from RefSeq and is a predicted model, not a curated record. Gene Ontology annotation, cellular component: axon initial segment; synapse; membrane. Bases 1 to 1377 code for a protein of 458 amino acids. NCBI's taxonomy places the organism in Eukaryota, Metazoa, Chordata, Lepidosauria, Squamata, Sphaerodactylidae. The transcript is spliced from 5 exons. Gene Ontology annotation, molecular function: transmembrane transporter binding.